UUCAAAAAAAAAAAGAUUCUAAUUUCUGUAAAGAUUUUCUAUCCAAAACGAUUUACAGGAAAAUUUUCCAUAGUACAAAUGUUGAUUUUUAUACACCCAUCGAUUUUUGUUUUUGUUUUUGUUUUUUUUUCGAUUUAAUUCAAUUUUUCUGUAAUUCAGCUUUUCUAAUUAAUUAUGUAAAAUUCAGAAAAACUUUAGAAUAAUUUUAAAGAAUUUACAACCAACCAAACAAACGAAUAAAUCAAUCAUGAGCGUUCCUGAUUAUGAUCAAUUCAGUGAAGAUCAUCAAUCGUUGUUGAUUGUUGUCAAACCGAUCGGUCCACAAAUGAAUCAACAAUUAUUCGAUUUAAUUUAUAAAAAUAUAAUCAAAUUAAAUGAAUUAAAAAUAUUGAAUAAUAAAAUUAAUGGAUUCGAACGGCAAAUACGUAUACGUUAUAAACAAUCAUAUUCAAUUGAUAAUAAUGAUUGGGGUGAUUUUCAAGCACAUCGUAAAUUAAUUGGCCUGAUAACCAUAGCACAAUCAUUUAAUAAAAAUGAAAUUGAAUCCAUUAGUGAAUUACAUAAAACAAUUCAUGAUACCUAUACAAAUACAUUGUUUGAUUCGAAAUGUUUUAUUAUACAAAAUUUACAAUCGAAUGAUGAAUCAAUCGAUGAAUCGAAGCCAGGCGAUCAAACAUCGAAUGAAAUUGUUGAUGAACCUUCAAUCAAUGGUGAUAAUGAUGAUAGAAAAAUUACCGAAACAACAACAACAACAAAUUCAGCCAACAAUUUAGCUAAUAAUGAAAUUGAUCCAAUACUUGAUUUUGAUAUUGGUGGACAACUUUAUAUUACAUCUGAUCAUACUUGUUUUACAAGCCGUGUAAAUCGUUUAUCAUCAUCAUCGUCGUCGUCUGCAUCAUCCAUAUCAUCGAAAAAUUCUCAAUCGAAUCUUUCAACACCAACCAAAUCAAAAUCAAAUGAUAAAAUUUUAGUGGAAUCAAAAGAUAAUUAUUCAUUACCACCGAUAAUCAAUGAUAAUGAUGGUGAUAAUAUGAUUCUCAACGAUAAUUCUCAACGUAAUCGUCAACGUACACAUUCUCGUAAUAAAUCAUUGGAUUCAAAAUUGUUAUCAAUAACAAACGAUAAUGAUUCUCAUGUUUUACAUUUAUCAUCGAAUGAUUUGGCGCAGCAAACAACAUCGACGACGACACAUAAACGUGCUCAUUCUUCAUCGACAACAUCGUUGUCCCCGCCAUUAUCAUCGUCUAACUGUGAUCCAUCAAUCAGCCAUCAGCAUCAUUCAUCUGCAAAUGAAUUUAUUCAAUUUGAAUCAAAUGAACAAUGUUGUCAAGAAAUUCAAUUGAAAACAAAAGAUUUUUUAAAUGGUCUGUUUUGGACACUGGAAUCAAAACGUUUAGAUAAAACAAGAGAAAAAAAAGAUAAAAUACCAUUAUUAAUGGCACCAUGUGAAAAAAAAGAUUUAAUUGGUUUAGAUACGGAUACACGAUCGUUUCGUAGAAAAUGUUUGGGUCGUAUGCAAAAACAUAUUGCCGAUCUUUCAUUGAUGACUGGUUUACCACAAGAAUCAUUUUUAAAUUAUAUAACUGCUAUUGAAUAUCUUAAAGGUGUUAAUGAUAAAUUAUGGCUUGCAUCAGCAUAUGAAGGACUUUGUUCAGCAUCAUUAGUGUUAUUAUUUCCAAAACGUUGGCAGUAUAUUCAUAAACUUCGACAUGAAUAUUCAUUCAAUUCAAAUGGAUUGAUUAAUGAUUUAUUAUCAAGAAAAGAUUAUGAAAUAGCACGUACUGAAUUAGGUCGAUCAAUGAAACAAAUUGCAUUGGAAGAUUCCCAGAUUGAUCAACAAAUCAUAACAAAUAAAAUAUUAAUGAAAAGUAUACUUACGUUUGAUCAAUUUUAUGAUAAAUAUAAAGAAGCUGCUUCAAAUUAUGCAUUGUAUCGUGGUGCGGCUGUCAUUGAAUUUGAAUGUAGUUUUAAAGCGGCAAAAACAUUAACAUUUUUUCGCCGUUAUUUAAAAGCAUCGGAUUUCAUACAGAAUGCUGUAUUUAUAUCAUUAAAUCAAUCGAUUGAAGAUCAGAUCGAACGUUUACUUCGUAUUUCACAACUAUACGAAACGAUUGGUUUUUAUCGAAAAGCAGCAUUUUUUAAACGUUUUGCAGCAUUAAAAACUGUUUCACAAGCAAAAAAUUUAGAUUGGGAAAAAUGUUAUUUUCUACUUUUACCUGCAUUGUAUGGUUAUGGUUUAACAUUGAAUCCAAAUGAAUAUGAUGAACGUUUAAAAUGUGGUAAUAUAAAUUGGUCAGCCAUACAUGUACAAUUAUUACAAGAAAUUAUAACUACAUCAUUAAAAAUGCAAAAUGAAACAUUAGCAAUUCGUCAUUUAAGUUUUAUGUUACAAUGUUUAUUUACAAAUAUAACAGCUAAUCAACGACAAGAAUUUGCAACAAAAUUAUCAUCAUUAUCAACGAAAUGUGGUGAAGGUUCACCUGUACCAUUAAGAUUAACAAACGGUGUAACGAUACCAUCGGUAAAUUUUACUAAAUUUCCAACGGUUGUUUAUUUUAAAAUUGAACCAUUAAAACCGUAUCUAAAACUUUAUAAACUACGAUAUAAUCAUAAUGAUAAUGAUGAAGAAACUGAAUAUAAAUAUUCUGGACCAUUCAUAUAUACACCAUUACAAUUGAAUCGAUCACCCGAAAGAAAUAGUUAUAAAAAUGCAAAUUCUGUUACGAAAAUGAAUUUUUAUUGGUCUGAAGGUCAUAUUGGUUCAAUAUCAUUAAGUUUACAUAAUUAUCUACCUAUCGAAUUGAAUAUAACGUCAAUAAUAAUGAUGACUGAUGGUGUUGUAUUCGAACCAAAACAUGAUACAUCAUUAAAAAUACAACCAAAUUCAACAUGUACAAAUAUUUCAUUGACCGGUAUACCUCGGUCAUCCGGUAUAUUAGAUAUACUUGGUUAUAAAAUUCAUACACUUGGUAUAAAAUCAGAUUGUCAUUUGAAACAAUUACCGAAUGCAAAAAAAUUAAAAUUACCAUCAAAAUUUACUGUUGAAAUUGUACAACGUUUACCAUUAAUGUGUGCACAAUGUACAAAUGCUAUGGAUUUAAAUGAUGAUAUUUGUUUGGCUAAAGGAAUUAAUAUUAUUAACAACAAUAUUAAAGAUAUGUUCCCGGAUUGUUAUAUUGGUAAUUCAAAUUUUAUUUCCCUGUUUGAAGGUCAACAAAAAAAUUAUCGUAUAAAAUUGACCAAUAUCAGUACGAAUAUGGAUGAAUUGAUUGAUUUGAUUAAUAUGAAAAUUAUCUAUCCAAAACAACAAAAUCAUCAUCAUCGAAAUAAGCAAAAGAAACAGAAGAAAAAUUUUCAUCUAGAAAAAAAUCUUAUCGAUAUUGAAUGGGAUAUUGAAAGGAUUGAAAAUCAAUUACCAUUUGGUCCUGGUUUAUCAAUUGAAUUUGAUAUAAAAUUAUCGGCUAAAGGUGAUUUUAUACUGGCGGCUAAAUCGUUAAAUAAUGAUCAAAAUGAUGUUAAAAGCAAUAAAUUUACAAAUAUUAAUGAAUCUGGUAUUCAACAACAACAACAACAACCGACAACAACAAUAAAAAAACAACAAUUAUUAGGAUCGAAAAAAUUGGCCAAUUUUAUUAAUGAACUGCAAUCAUCAAGAAAAAGUUCAAAUGAUCUUUCAACAACAACAAUGUUGAUGACGAAUAACAACAACAACAACAAUUUUGUAACAAACAAAAUGGAUGAUGAAAUGGAUUUUUCCGAUGAAAUUUCACAACCAAAACUUGUUGAAUUAUGUUUACAAUUAGAAUAUAGUGGUGGACCGGGAUUAAAUUCUGGAUUUUGUCGUCGUGUAAAUAUUUAUUUUAUUAUUGAAAUUAAAUCAUCAAUUCUAAUUACACAUUGGGAUGUUAUACAAGCUGAACAAAUGGAUGAAUGUUAUUUAGUAUUCGAUACAUUGAAUGCAACCGAACAAGAAAUUAAUCUAAAUUAUUCAACGAAUAAAGAAAUGUUAAUUGAACCAAAAGAAAAAUGUCGUAUACCUGUACCAAUUAAGCGUUGUCCAUUAAAUCUUGCCAAUAAUGAUGAUAAUAAUGAUGAUUGUAAACUAAUUCAAAAAUCAUUAUUACAAAAUCAUCAUCAUAGUAAUAAAUCAACAACAACCACGACAACAAAAAAUAUUGAUUUUUUAACAAAUAUUUUUCCAACUGAUGAAAAAUUAGAAGCAAUAUUAUUAAAAUGUAAACAACAUUUAUUAAAACAAAUUAAUUUACGUUGGAUAAUGCAAAAUAAUGAUCAUGAUGAUGGUAUAGUGUUUGUUGAAAAAGUACCAUAUUCUAAUGAAUUACUUAAAUCAUUGCUGAUACCGCCAAUACAAAGUGGUAAGGUUUUUUUUUUGAUACGUUUAUAUUUGGUUUAUUAUCAAGAUUAUCAGAAUGUUUCGCUGACAAAUAAACAUAAUUAUAAUAUUAAUGAUAAAAUAAUUAUUAAUGGUUGUGAAUCAUUAUGUAUUAAUGAGUUACAAACAAAAAAAUCCUAUCAACAUAAUUGUGGUCUAAUAUUUUUAUAUUCAGGUGUUUAUAAAUUAGAAAUUUGCUGUUUACCUGAUGAAAAAUAUCAACAAAUUUUAAUGAAAAAAGGAAAUGUUCGUUUUAAUAACAACCAAAACGGUGAUGAUAAUGAUAAUGGUGAUCUAGAUAAUCAACAUAAUUCAUUAUUCAAAUGUUUGCAUACGAUUGAAAUAACUGUUGAUGAUUGAAUCGAAUUGCAACAACAACAACAACAAAAAUACUCUUCCAAUAAUAAUAAUAAUAAUGUGAUAAUCAAUCAAAAAAAAAAUUA
Molecule: messenger RNA, 4836 nt
Organism: Dermatophagoides pteronyssinus (European house dust mite)
Lineage: Eukaryota; Metazoa; Arthropoda; Arachnida; Sarcoptiformes; Pyroglyphidae
Gene: brun
Product: trafficking protein particle complex subunit brun
Cellular component (GO): trans-Golgi network
Source: RefSeq, a predicted model, not a curated record